AUGGCUACCUCGCUACAUCCUCACUCUUCCAAUCCCUUUCGAGAUCCUAAUAGGACUCCAGCAGUGACGCCGCAAGCUACGGGGACAUCGACCACUUCGUUGAACCCGUUCUUGCAUCCAGCUGAAACGGUGACGCCACAAGCAACAGGUACAAGCCAGUACUUUACUCCUCAACCCACUGGAACACUAUCACCCCAAGCAACCGGAGCGCAUUCAACCGCUGCACCCAUCGAAACACAAAGCACCGGAUCAUACUAUACCCCUACUUCCUCGAACUUGGGGGCCGAAUCUACUACGUCGUACACACCACCCAGCGGCCCUCCUCCCUCAGCAACUCCCACACCCAGCUCCCCACCCAGAUCUACAUAUGCACCACCAGAGGGGCCUCCUCCGCAGCGAUAUGCACCUCCAUCAGGUCCACCUCCACAGCCUCGAGCACCAUCCCCGACUCCGACUAUAAACGUGGAGCCACCGCCUCCUUAUACCCCGGCAGCCGAUGUUCGGCACGGAGAAAUACCACUCGAAACUGGUCCUCGCCGCGCCUAUGCACCCGAUUGGCACCCAGACGGACGAACAUGGCGCAACGAGCAUGUGCCCGCACCCACUUCACCCAGUCCACCCGCCACAAGGACGGAAACACAAUGGGAUUCGCUGGCUUCCACCUGGAGGCGACCGAGCGCGAGCGCCAGUUCACCCAAUCUGGCUACUCAGCAGACAGGAUCGAAUAGCUCGUGGAGCGAGUAUCCUGGGCUGGCACGGCAUGGGACGACGGUUCGGCCUCCUCCCAGGCAUCCUUCUCAGCCUUUGGAGCGAGCGAACACAGCUGUUGGGACUGGUUCGUCUCGCGUUGGGCCUGGGCCGCCGACCACGACUCCGACCCCUGGGCGAGCUUUGCUGCAUAACGGCAAGGUCCUGGCUUAUCCUGCUCAAUACGAAUGUAACAAAUGUCACCUUACUGGUUACGUGGCCUAUGAUCCAUCCAAUCCGUGCCGCGAAUGUUGGUCGCUGUUUGCUCAGCCUUAUGAAGGAGUACUGAGCUUUGCGCCUUGGGACUCUCCUGAGUCUGUUACUUCGGAUGAACAAAACCUCCAGCGACCUCUACCCUCGUCUAGUUCUCCCCGGACCCAGUCGAGGCCUCAACGACCCUUGGCCAGUUCAUCGCGCCCCGUCUCUCAUCCCCAGCAUUCGUCCUAUGGACCAGGGCAACCUCUCGGAUCGUUACCCCCUGCUGGCUGGUCGUCGUCCUCGAGCUUGAGACCCUCGGCUACAUUAUCCUACGGCCGGCCUCCUCGGGGAGCGCUCGUUGUUCGACCGGGUGAUCCUAGGAUAGGCGGAAGAGUGUGUUGGAAGUGCAGUGGCGAUGGUUGGCAAUACAAGACGAUGGGGUUGGAGACCAAGACGUGCUCGGCGUGCAACGGGCUGGGCAGGCUAUUUUAG
Messenger RNA from Rhizoctonia solani, 1437 nucleotides. RefSeq lists its product as uncharacterized. The transcript is spliced from 2 exons. Gene Ontology annotation, cellular component: cytoplasm. Bases 1 to 1437 code for a protein of 478 amino acids. The record is from RefSeq and is a predicted model, not a curated record. NCBI's taxonomy places the organism in Eukaryota, Fungi, Basidiomycota, Agaricomycetes, Cantharellales, Ceratobasidiaceae.